AUGCUUUUUCUUUUUCAAGUAAUUGUUCUAGCCUUGAUCUCUCAGGGACAUGAAGCAAUAGCCGCAGAUGGACCCACAUGGUCUUCCGUAGUUGUUCCAGUUAAUAAGCAUACCGAUACUGCUAAUCCUCUUUACAGCGUUCGGAUGUAUAUUAACAACAUGGGAUACACGCAGCAAAAAUUUGUUAUAGAUCUUGAUGCCCCAUUUAUAUGGCACUAUGCCUGGCCGUAUCAAGAAAGUUGCGAGACUUGCCCUGUUGCCAUGACAUGCGGUGCAUCUCAAUGCACAGAGAUGCGGACUACUUACUCAUAUCAGGCUCCUUCCUGCCCUCCCCCAAAUAAUGCCUCUUAUGGAGAUAGGUAUUGGGACUGUGAAUAUUGCCCAGUCAACGUAAUCCACCCUGUUACUGGAGAAUGCGAGCAAGUCCUUCCAAUGUUUGAUGACAAGUUCAUGAUGAACAAAUUCGAUGGCAGACAUGUUCUAUCUGAUUUAUAUUCUACUACUGUUAAUGAUGCGUGUGCGGCUCCUUGGAUAUUUGAAAACAAAUUCCCUGCAGGUGUUGAAGGUGUGAUGGCACUUUCAUCCUCUUUAUAUGCAUUUCCAGCAAAUUUACAUGAUCCGGUUAAAAAAAUUGUAGCUCUAUGCUUGCCAAGCGCCUUAUGGCCUCCCGGGCUUCUGUUUUUUGGAAAUGGCCCGUAUUACCUUCCUACUCAAUCGGAUGUGGAUGUAAGAAGUUUACUUUCUUAUACUCCAUUGCUCAAGCAACCCGAUUCUUUUGGAUACUUUAUUGGAGUCGAUCACAUUGUGAUUAAAAAGAGAUCCCUCAAAGUUCCCGCAAAUACAACUGCCAAGAUAAGUACACUUGACCCUUAUACCACCCUUAGAACUGACAUUUAUAACAGCGUGGUACAUAGGUUUUCUAUGGUGACAAAACGAAUCCCUCCUGCAAAGCCAGUGGCACCCUUUGGUCUUUGUUUCAACACGUCUACCAUUGAUCCCAAAGUCGGUAUAAAAGUACCAAGUAUUGAUUUAGCUCUACAAGGCGGAAAGACCUGGAGUAUAUCCACACGUAACUCCAUCAAGCAAGUCACAAAUGAUGUGGCAUGCCUGGCGUUUAUUGAUGCUGGUGCGACAAGUAAAAACGCAAUUGUGGUGGGAGCAUUUCAGUUCGAGGAUAACUUCCUGACGUUUAAUCUAGAGAAUUCAACCUUUGGGUUUAGUUCCUCAUUGUCACGUGCAAACAUUUCUUGUGCCAACUUUUUUUACUUCGGUCCAUAA
This is a messenger RNA of Erigeron canadensis, 1278 nucleotides long. Its product is annotated as chitinase CLP-like. The transcript has a single exon. Gene Ontology annotation, molecular function: aspartic-type endopeptidase activity. Bases 1 to 1278 code for a protein of 425 amino acids. Gene Ontology annotation, biological process: proteolysis. NCBI's taxonomy places the organism in Eukaryota, Viridiplantae, Streptophyta, Magnoliopsida, Asterales, Asteraceae. The record is from RefSeq and is a predicted model, not a curated record.